Hyla sarda is the source of this 1533-nucleotide messenger RNA. RefSeq names its product secreted frizzled-related protein 2-like. Lineage: Eukaryota; Metazoa; Chordata; Amphibia; Anura; Hylidae. Gene Ontology annotation, biological process: canonical Wnt signaling pathway; non-canonical Wnt signaling pathway; negative regulation of canonical Wnt signaling pathway. The coding region runs from base 187 to 1062 and encodes 291 amino acids. The record is from RefSeq and is a predicted model, not a curated record. The transcript has 4 exons. Gene Ontology annotation, molecular function: Wnt-protein binding.
CUACAGGAGAUGUCGGGAUACAGGUUACGGUAUGUCUCCUGGUCACGGUGAUGCUGCAAAUAACGCACAACGUAUGUGGAGGAAAAUUGUGCAUGUCCCUUUAAGAAGAAAGCGUCCUACUGGUGGAAUGUCUCCUACUGCAAACUUCUCCGGGAAGAUUAGAUCUGUGCAGGUUUCCACAUCAUUAUGAGGGUCCUAAUGUCCGUCGGGGUCUUGUUGGGAGUCGUCGGUCUCCUGCACACAGUCUCGGGGUUCCCUUUCAUCCUCACCCAGCUCAGCACCCGCAAAAGCAGCUGCAAGCCGAUCCCCAGCAGUAUGUCGCUUUGCCACGGGGUAGGCUACAGCGAGAUGCGUCUGCCCAACCUGCUGGGCCACGACACCAUGAAGGAGGCCCUCCAACAGGCAGGCUCCUGGGUGCCCCUCCUCACCAAGCAGUGCCACGCUGACACCAAGAAGUUCCUUUGCUCCCUCUUUGCCCCGGUAUGCCUCAGUGACCUGGAGGAGGCCAUCUACCCCUGCCGAUCCCUGUGCGAGGAGGUGAGGGACGGCUGCACCCCAGUGAUGGCCGCAUUUGGGUUCCCAUGGCCUGAGAUGUUUAACUGCUCCCAGUUUCCUUUAGGGAAUGAGCUGUGUGUGCCCCCUGCUGGUCAGGAGGACAGGACCCCGGUAGUGAAAGAAGAGCUCCUCUGCCCACCCUGCCACAGCGCCGGUGACACCGAGAAGGAAUUCCUGCAGGAUUUCUGCUCCCGUGAUUUUGCCAUGAAGGUGACAAUCCGCUCGGUGUCCACCAUGGAUGGAGACGUCAUGGUGAUCCCGGAGGUGAGGAGCCGGACGGUGUAUAAGGCCAAAGGAUGGACGGAGGAGGAGCUGAAGAAGACCGUCCUGUGGCUGACCGAUGGAGACAACUGCGUCUGCCAGGACCUGCAGGAGCCCGGGGCCACGCUCCUGGUCAUGGGGCAUCGGGCAGACGACCGGCUCGCCAUCUCCUGGGUCAGGAAGUGGCAGAAGAGCGAUAAGGAAAUGAAGAAGUUCUCCAGGACUGUGAGGAAGCUCCAGUGUUAGAGACGUCCCCCAAGGAGGCCCAUGUCUGGUCUAGAGAGACGACUAUGAUCCGGCAACACCAUGCCACCCCAAUAACGGAUCACAUCGCCCAUCAUGUACCCACUUAUAACUCAUAUUGCCGCCCUAGAGCUCUGCGUGGGUGUGGCCAUUAGGGGGGAGGAGUCUGUAUAUAACCCUGAAGACAUAAAAAAUGCAACAAAAAGCAAAUGCAAAAACAUUUCCCCUUUUACACUUGCUGCUGCCCUCAGGUGGUCACAAUGAGAACCUACAGGUGUCCUCGCUCGGAAUAAAACAAAAAAAAACGAAGGGCCCAAAUCACCAGACUCUUAGGGGGCGGAUAAGUUUAGGGUCAACUUGUAUUAUUUUUAUAUGAUGUAUUAUUUUAUAUUUUUAUGCAUUUAUGGGGAACAUAAGAAGAUUUUAGAUUUUACCUUUAAAAAAAGGAUUAAAGGGGUACUCCACUGCUCAGCG